Pistacia vera is the source of this 2046-nucleotide messenger RNA. RefSeq lists its product as uncharacterized. Bases 306 to 1613 code for a protein of 435 amino acids. Gene Ontology annotation, molecular function: iron ion binding; L-ascorbic acid binding; oxidoreductase activity, acting on paired donors, with incorporation or reduction of molecular oxygen. The record is from RefSeq and is a predicted model, not a curated record. Lineage: Eukaryota; Viridiplantae; Streptophyta; Magnoliopsida; Sapindales; Anacardiaceae. The transcript is spliced from 9 exons.
UAGCAGCAGGUCCGUAAACGCUCCACUUACUGCUGUCUACUCAUAUCAUCUGCGAGCGCCAACUACACGCCCCAAUAUUUCGCGUGCCUAUUCAAAUACAUUUAAAUUAAAAAAAAAAAUCUGAAUUUUUGUAAAACUACCAUUGCGAAGCCCUAACUGCAGGAGAAUCACUCUCUCCUUUACGUCUCUGAUAAAAACGAACCCUAAUUCGGUUUAAAGUUCCCAUUUAUCUUUAUACAUUCAUAAAUUCGACAAAUGCUACAUCCAAGACCUUGAUUUUCCCCAAAUUUCACACUCUGAUCGCCAUGUCCUCCAGCAAUCGCCGGGAGACUCCUCCGGCGACCGGAGACUUGAAGAACGGCGUCGUCUCCGAAGAUUCGAGCCAGAGGCAGUCGCAGCUGGUGACGGUGGUGGUAGCGCCGAGCCAAAACCAGAGGCUGCGGCUGAACCCCAACAAGGACCACAAGCCGGAGAGCUACGAGGAUCUGCAACUUGAUUUCAGUCCUUCUAUUUUUAGCUCUUUGGAGAGGUACUUGCCUCCAACUAUGCUUGGUGUGAAAAGAGAUGAAAAAGCGAAGUUCAUGAGAGAGAUUCUGUUGAAGUACUUGCCGCAUGGGGAGAGAACAAGAGUUCAGAGACAUAGAGAAUACAGGCAGAAGAUAAUAUCAAAUUACCAGCCUCUGCAUCGAGAGUUAUACACUAUGCACCCUACAACCUUCUUUGUCCCUUCAUUUCUCAAAGCGAUCAGUGAUAACACAGAGCAAAGUUUUAGAAAUAUAAUUUCAGAACCUUCUCCAGGCGUGUUCACUUUUGAGAUGCUUCAGCCGCGCUUCUGCGAGUUAUUGUUAGCUGAGGUUGAAAACUUUGAAAAGUGGGUUAAUGAAGCAAAAUUUCGAAUCAUGCGACCGAAUACAAUGAAUAAAUAUGGUGCUGUACUUGAUGAUUUUGGCCUUGAAACCAUGCUUGACAAACUUAUGGAGAGUUUUAUUCGUCCUCUAUCCAAAGUUUUCUUUGCUGAGGUUGGUGGAUCAACUUUGGAUUCUCAUCAUGGUUUUGUUGUUGAAUAUGGUAAAGAUAGGGAUGUUGAUUUAGGCUUUCAUGUGGAUGACUCAGAAGUAACUUUGAAUGUAUGCUUGGGUAAGCAAUUUUCUGGUGGAGAAUUGUUUUUCCGGGGAACGCGAUGUGAAAAACAUGUAAAUACAGGAAGUCAGUCAGAGGAGAUCUUUGACUACGCUCAUGUCCCUGGACGAGCUGUACUUCAUCGUGGUCGUCACCGCCAUGGUGCUAGAGCCACAACAUCUGGUCAUAGGAUCAAUCUACUCCUAUGGUGCAGAAGUUCGAUCUUUAGAGAGAUGAAGAGGUACCAAAAAGAUUUCUCUACCUGGUGUGGAGAAUGCUCCCGUGAGAAGAAAGAAAGGCAGCGGUUAUCAAUUGCUACUACCAGAUCGGUUGUAGAUUCCCAAUGGUCAAAAGCCACGAAGGGAGGAGAAAUAUGUUUACUUAAAUACAUAAAGCAUGCACGUCUCUCUUAUGAUGAGAACAAAUGGAUCGAUGAAAGGAGAAUUUCUCAUGCUGUCAAUGUAGUAUGGUUCUUAGUGAAGUCACUUUUGUAAUACAAGUGGAGAUUAAAUUAAUAAUAGCAGGUGGCCUGCAAUUAUUAAUUUGUUUGAAAUAUCAUAGUAAUAAUUUGCUUAAGACUGAGAAUUGCUGUUGAUAAAGCUGGAAAUUAUAUGCCAAUAGGAUGUUAUAUGAGUUCUAGGACAAAGAUAUGCUUAAAGAAAUCUGAUUGUGCAUUUUGGUGAAAAUGAAUGAGCUAAUUUCCUAUAUUCUACUGUGUGACGGUAGGUGAUGAAUGACGAUAAUAAGGUGUGGUAGAAACACAACUACUAAUGAGAAGUAUUAUUCUCUUCAACCAAAAUUAACAAUUGGUUGGAAAAGAGGGAAACUUUCCUCAUGUGUGGUUCCCCUAAAAUCUUCCUUGUUGAGAAAUGUGCUUUCCUGAAAUCAAUGCACUUCUCUAAUAAAUACUUGGAUACUUGGUGGACU